Molecule: messenger RNA, 1167 nt
Organism: Acanthocheilonema viteae
Lineage: Eukaryota; Metazoa; Nematoda; Chromadorea; Rhabditida; Onchocercidae
Source: the annotation of a GenBank genome assembly
AUGAAUAAGAAUUUGGUGCCAUUAUUGAUAUUUAUCGUACUCGUAUUUGAUCUUCUUGCAUUCACUUCUAUUUUACCACUUUUUCCAAUUAUUAUUGAUUAUUAUGGAUUAAGUGAACGAAGGGAUCAGCUCUACGAUGCUGUCGAAAUGUUCUGCCAGUUUUUUCAAAAUGCUAUCGGUACACCAUCAUCAGAACGUCUUCAUUCCGUAUUUUUUGGUGGUAUGUUAGGAUCACUUUAUUGUUUAUUACAAUUUCUCUCCUCACCUUUACUCGGUGCGCUAUCCGAUAUUUUUGGGCGCAAACCAAUUCUACUAUUUUCUAUUGCUGGAACAUUAAUUUCUUAUGUGAUAUGGAAUAGUGCAAGCAAUUUUACUUUCUUCCUAUUAUCACGAGUAAUUGGUGGUUUAAGUAAAGCUAGCGUUUCAAUAUGCAUUGCUAUUAUGGCCGAUGUUUAUUCGAAAAACAAAGUUGUUCAAGGCAUGGCUAUUAUUGGUGCAGCAUUUUCGGUAGGCUUUUUAAUUGGUCCUAUGGUUGGCGUAUAUUUCUCACGCAAUGCUGCUGGUGCUAACACUGAAUUAGCCAUUAAUGCACCAGCUAAAUUUGGUAUUUUAUUAUCAAUUAUUGAACUCGUAUUCGUCGCUUUAAUCUUACCUGAAACUCUUCAUAUAUCGCAAAGGAAGACAUUAAUUAAUGAAGUGCUUAAAAACUGCUUGUUGUAUAUCAAGCCAAGCGCACUUUUUCAAUUUGCCGCUAUUGGUGAUCAUUCUGGAGGAAUUCGUCGAAUUCCAAACAAUAAGCAACAUAUAACCGCUAUAUACGGUAUUUCAUUUACCAUACCGGCAUACAUUAUCAUCGGUUAUAGCAAUAGCGUAGUAGAAUUUUAUGUUGGUUUAGCGUUCUAUGCAAUUGCAUCAGGCCUGGUUGUUCCAUGUUUGACAUCAUGUAUAUCAAAUGAAGCAACAGAUGAUGUCAAAGGUGUUACAAUUGGAGUAUUUCGAUGUUUAGGUGCUUUAGCUCGAGCUAUUGGUCCACUUUUUGCAUCAACAGUAUUCUGGCUUCUUGGUUCAACAGUGUGCUAUGUCGUCGGUGGAAUUUUAUUAAUUAUACCGAUAUUUAUGCUGCGACAUUUUUCACCAGGAGCGGCGGCGAUGAUAAAAAAAAAAUGA